Molecule: messenger RNA, 273 nt
Organism: Penicillium daleae
Lineage: Eukaryota; Fungi; Ascomycota; Eurotiomycetes; Eurotiales; Aspergillaceae
Exons: 1
Coding region: 1-273 (90 amino acids)
Source: RefSeq, a predicted model, not a curated record
AUGACGGGCGAGCAUCUGCAGAAGACUGCACAGCGGGGCAGGGAUUGGGCUGGGCAUCCAAACCCCAUCGAUCACCAUCGACGACUCCGGACUGCGUACUGUUUACGACUACGACUACGAACGACAACGACCCUGACUGGCAGCCCACUAUCGGGUCGCGCGACCCUGGCGCUAUCCCCCGCUAAGGCACAGAACCUGGACGACGACCAGGCCUGCUGCAAGCCCGAGGAUUGGGAAGCGCCGAAGGGGAGGGGCGUGAUGGGCCAAAAAUAA